GAUCACAGUACGGGCACUUCAGUCUUGAACUCAAUCGAGGAAUAGUCGCAGUCGGCUUGAGCGAACAAAAUUUUUGAGUAAAUCGGUUCAUAUAGAAAAAAAUAAGUACAUAUAACUGCCGGACCAGAACAUAACGAUCGUUUUCUUGUGUAUUAGUUGGUGAGAGAGUUAUUUCAAAAGCGACACGAAAAUGUCAGACAGAAAGGCUGUAAUCAAGAAUGCUGAUAUGUCUGAGGAGAUGCAGCAGGAUGCUGUUGACUGUGCAACCCAAGCUCUUGAAAAGUUCAAUAUAGAAAAGGACAUUGCAGCCUUUAUUAAGAAAGAAUUUGAUAAAAAGUACAAUCCAACGUGGCAUUGCAUCGUAGGUCGCAACUUUGGAAGCUAUGUGACACAUGAAACAAGACAUUUUAUCUAUUUUUACCUGGGUCAGGUAGCAAUUCUCCUCUUCAAGAGUGGAUAAAUUGGAGUCUAUUCUGUAAUCACCAUCCCUUCUUCCUCCCUUCACACACGCUACAUGGAAAUACCUUAAAUCACGUCACCGUCUGUAAGAAAAAUUACAAUACUGUGUAUAAUGGAAAUUUGUUUUUCAAACAAAACAUGCACUCCCAGUUAAACAAAAAAGUAUAUAACAAUCAUCGGUACUAUUGACUUUACUGUUUUACUUAUCUCAGGAGAUAAGACAAUGACAAAAAAUUCUGUAGAAGUUAUGGAAAAAAAGGGUAGGGAGAUGAUUAACUGAAUGAGAAGAAAACGAAAAAAGUGAAAGAAACCAAUUGACAUACAAUCUUACAUGUUAAAAUGUAUUGUGUAUGCCAGAAAAUUUGUUGUGUUCUUGUUUUAUAUUAGGUAUAUAUAAUGCGAGGUUGAGUUCAGUACUGGUGAUUUUAAAUUAAUAAAUUUUUAGUGUUCAAUACACUAAGUGCACCUAAGUAUAAUGUAACAUUCAUAC
Messenger RNA from Eufriesea mexicana, 949 nucleotides. RefSeq names its product dynein light chain 2, cytoplasmic. The record is from RefSeq and is a predicted model, not a curated record. Lineage: Eukaryota; Metazoa; Arthropoda; Insecta; Hymenoptera; Apidae. Gene Ontology annotation, molecular function: dynein intermediate chain binding. Gene Ontology annotation, biological process: microtubule-based process. Gene Ontology annotation, cellular component: cytoplasmic dynein complex. The transcript is spliced from 3 exons. Bases 191 to 460 code for a protein of 89 amino acids.